This is a messenger RNA of Exaiptasia diaphana, 841 nucleotides long. RefSeq lists its product as uncharacterized. The record is from RefSeq and is a predicted model, not a curated record. NCBI's taxonomy places the organism in Eukaryota, Metazoa, Cnidaria, Anthozoa, Actiniaria, Aiptasiidae. The transcript is spliced from 2 exons. Bases 91 to 798 code for a protein of 235 amino acids. Gene Ontology annotation, molecular function: aminoacyltransferase activity.
CCGUCCCUCGCUCCUUAUUUAGUCAUUGUCCAAAAAAAGCAUAAAAGAAUUUAAGUCCAAGAACUGCUGCACUGGUAGAAGACAUCAAAGAUGAAUCGAAGCAGCUUGGCUCUUUUCAAUGGUAAGGUGUACUUAGAGAAUCGACGCACGAUGGUUCUUGGUCUCAGUCCUGGAAAUCCACACUAUUACAAAGACGACACUCUACGAAGUCUUUGCCAGCUCGCAGAAUCUAGAGCAGACAAGGUGCUGCUGUUCAUACCGGAUAAGAUCCUUGAACAUAAUUACAAAGCUGUAGGUUCCAAAAACCCUGAAACUUCAGCGAGGGUGAAAUCUAACCGUCUGCGAAAUAAGUGCAAAGAAGUCAUGCAAAGUAUUGGUUGUCAAGCGGAGAAGUUUACCUUCAUCAGCUGGACAACACAAGUUCAGUCCAACCCGUACUAUGAUAAAGCUUAUCAAUGCAUCAGGGAGUUGUACCUUAAGAACGACCAAUUUCGAGUCGAAAUCCAAGAAUCAACACGAGCUGCACUAACCUGCAUGACGAAUGGGCGCGAAAGUGGACAACAAGAUUCCAGUAACGAAACGUUCAUUGAUAUAAACGAAGGAGUCAUAUAUAUAUUAAAAGAACUCGCUUUUCUUGAUGCUCUACAACAUAUUUACGAGAAUUGUCAGGAAUAUGUAUUUGUUUAUCACCGUGAAUGGCCAAUACUAGAGAAAUACUUUGACGGUUUUUAUGAUGGUAUUUCCAGAUCAUCGUUAGGUUUUCUUGUCUUCAGUCAAGAAGGCAACAUAAACGGGUAAUGAUUAUUAAUUAUAAAUAAUACGCUGUGUCUAUAUGGCUGGU